AUGGCGCCCAAUAAGCAGGCGACCCUGGGGAAAUUCCUCAGCACGCCAGGCAGCAGCGGCAGCCGGCCAACGCCCACGCAGCAGACGAAACUUUCGUUUGCGACAAGACCGGCCAGUGGUGGUACUGGUGGCAGCCGGGGGGCGAAGGCGGACGGCGAGAGCUCGACAAAGGAGAACGGGACGCCGGAAAAGAAGGACAAAAAGAAGCGAUCACCCGGACGUGAAGGCACGGUGGACAGGAAGGCGGGAAGCGAAGUGGACGAGCCAGUGGCCAAGCGGCCACGGAAAGCACGCAAGGUAGUAGAGGACGACGAAGACGACGAAGCCAGCGAGAGCGGCAGCUUGACGGCGGCGGUCAUCAAAAAAGAAGGGACCGAUGACGAUGCGCCGGAAGCCAAGGCAGUAAAGAAAGAGGUGAAGGAGGAAGAGAAGGCGGGAUUAUCCAGCUCAGAGUCGGACCUGUCGGGGUCAGAUUCGGAGUCGGACGGGGCGGACGGGGAGGAAAAAAAGCCGAAAGCCAAGGCCAAGGCCAAAGCAUUGACGCGCAAGAAGGUGCAGGCGUUGCUGGACACGGUCAAGGGAGACGCAUACGCGGACUGGAAGGCCGGGGAGCCGGUGCCGUACGCGGCGCUGUGCCAGACGUUUUCGCUAAUCGAGAUGACGACGAAGCGGCUGGUGAUCAUGGAGCACUGCUCGCUGUUUCUGCGGCAGGUACUGCGACUGACGCCGGGAGACCUGCUGCCGACAGUGCUGCUGAUGGUGAACAAGCUGGCACCGGACUACGCGGGGAUCGAGCUGGGGAUCGGCGAGUCGCUGAUCAUGAAGGCGAUCGGCGAGACGACGGGACGCAGCCUGGCGGUGAUCAAGCAGGACCAGAAGGAGAUUGGAGACCUGGGCCUGGUGGCGGUCAAAUCGCGAUCGACGCAGCCGACAAUGUUCAAGCCGAAGGCGCUGACGGUGCAGGGAGUGCACAAGGGGCUGAUGGCGAUCGCGACGGUGACGGGCAUCGGGGCACAACAGCGCAAGGUGGACGGGAUCAAGAAGCUGCUGGCAGCAGCGGACGCGACAGCAACAGCAGCAGCCGGACGACGGGUGGCAGUGGACAUCAACAAGGACAAGGGCGGGGCGAGCGAAGCCAAGUACCUGGUGCGGUUCCUAGAGGGCAAGCUGCGGCUGGGCCUGGCGGAAAAGACGGUGUUGGUGUCACUGGCACAGGCGGUGAUGCACCACGAAGCGCAGACAGCCGGACGAGCAGACGGAAAGGAGACGCAGGCGAGCGCGAGCGAGCUGGAGCAGGCAGAGGCGAUGCUGAAGACGGUGUACAGCGAACUGCCGAGCUACGACAUUAUUGUGCCGGCGAUGCUGGAGCACGGGAUCAUGCAGUUGCGGAAGCACUGUCAGCUGCGACCGGGAAUUCCGCUGAAGCCGAUGUUGGCGAAGCCGACCAAGGCGAUCACGGAGGUGCUAGACCGGUUCGAGAACCAGACGUUUACGUGCGAAUACAAGUACGACGGCGAGCGGGCGCAGAUCCACUACGUGGCAGCGGACGCGGCGACGGGGACGGACGGACUGUCGGCGAUCUUCUCGCGCAACUCGGAGGAUCUGUCGAAGAAGUACCCGGACAUCCUGGCGAAGCUGGCGACGUGGGUGCGACCGGGCACGACGAGCUUUGUGCUGGACUGCGAGACGGUAGGCUGGGACGUGGAGGAGCGCAAGGUGCUGCCGUUCCAGCAGCUGAUGACGCGCAAGCGCAAAGAUGUCAAGAUUGCGGACGUCAAGGUGCGGGUAUGCGUGUUUGCAUUCGACCUGCUGUACCUCAACGGAGCAGCGCUGGUGGAGCGGCCACUGCGAGAGCGACGGGAGCAGCUGGCGAGUGCAGUGUUGCCGGUGGAGGGUGAGCUGGCAUUUGCGAGCUCGAUGGACGGACGGGAGCUGGACGAGAUCCAGACGUUUCUGGACGAGAGCGUGCGGGCGUCGUGCGAGGGUCUGAUGGUCAAGAUGCUGGACGGACCGGAGAGCGCAUACGAACCGAGCAAACGGUCGCGCAACUGGCUGAAGAUCAAGAAGGACUAUCUGGCCGGCGUGGGCGACUCGCUGGACCUGGUCGUGCUGGGAGCGUACUUUGGGCGCGGCAAGCGGACGAGCGUGUACGGGGCCUUUCUGCUGGCUUGCUAUAGUCCUUCGGCCGAGGCGUUUGAGACGAUCUGCAACAUUGGCACAGGCUUCAGCGAGGCCGUGCUGGACGAGCUGCACGGCCAGCUGAGCGCCAUCGUCAUCGACCGGCCCAAGCCGUUCUACGCCCACAGCGCCGGCGGCCAGCACCAGCCCGACGUCUGGUUCGAGCCGCGGUACGUCUGGGAGGUUCGUACGGCCGACUUGACGCUCAGCCCGCGCUAUCAGGCUGCCUGCCAUGAGGGCGUGGACCCUAGUGCUGACUCAGCACAGCCGGGUGCCACGGGUCGCGGCGUCAGUCUACGGUUCCCGCGCUUCAUCCGGGUGCGCGACGACAAGAAGCCGGACGAGGCGACGACAUCGCGCCAGGUGGCCGAGAUGUUCCGGCGACAGGAGAGCAUAGCGAAAAGCAAGGGACCGUCGGUGGACGAUGAUUUUGAGUAUUAG
This is a messenger RNA of Grosmannia clavigera kw1407, 2619 nucleotides long. Its product is annotated as DNA ligase. Gene Ontology annotation, molecular function: DNA ligase (ATP) activity; ATP binding; DNA binding. Gene Ontology annotation, cellular component: nucleus; mitochondrion. The coding region runs from base 1 to 2619 and encodes 872 amino acids. The record is from RefSeq and is a predicted model, not a curated record. Lineage: Eukaryota; Fungi; Ascomycota; Sordariomycetes; Ophiostomatales; Ophiostomataceae. Gene Ontology annotation, biological process: lagging strand elongation; DNA biosynthetic process; Okazaki fragment processing involved in mitotic DNA replication. The transcript is spliced from 3 exons.